Molecule: messenger RNA, 3468 nt
Organism: Melanaphis sacchari
Lineage: Eukaryota; Metazoa; Arthropoda; Insecta; Hemiptera; Aphididae
Gene: wnd
Product: mitogen-activated protein kinase kinase kinase 13-A
Exons: 14
Coding region: 985-3255 (756 amino acids)
Biological process (GO): protein phosphorylation; JNK cascade
Molecular function (GO): ATP binding; JUN kinase kinase kinase activity
Source: RefSeq, a predicted model, not a curated record
CAACUAUGCGACAGUCGGCGUUCCACGUUGAACGCAUGUACGCGCGUGUACGAUACGGAGAGUGCAUCGCGGUGCAAUUUUAAUCGUUUUAGUGCCCAAGUCUCUCGGCGACACCGUUUUAUGGCAUCUGACCAGCAGCACCUAAUAAUAAAAAUUAUAAUAACAACUUGAUGGUAUCGACCGAGACGACGAACGCAGAGCAGUGCACGCUUCAGACCGUAGCGCGUAUAAUAACAACUGCAGUACGGAAACGUUUACAUUUUACCUACCGAUUACCGACACGGCUGUGUAAUGCUGCGUACAGUGCCUGUUCCGACUUGCAGUAGUGGUGGCGAUGGUGACGGGUGGCGGUGCAGGUGGUAGUGACAAUAGUGGUGGAAAGGUGAGAAUGAGAAACCAGAUACCGAGAAGAUCUUUUGUAUUGGGAGGUACCUGUUUCGAAUUCUAAAAGGACGACGUCACGAUACACACCGGAGAGGAUAGUCCAUUGGCGGGGAGGUGUUGUAUUCCUGCGGUGUACGUGUUACCUGUAAUACAGAUACAGUGACCGUGCUGAGCGAAGAUUAGUCAUCAAGGUCUUUGUGCGCGCGGGUUGGCUACGCGCGUCGGCAAUACCGGUUCUUGCUCUCCCGUGGUGGCCCAGUGUGUUUGUGUGCGUUCGUCUAAACAUUAUUUUAUAUUACGUGUACGUGUUCACGUAUUACUAUAAUAAAAUCAUUGGUGUAUACACAAGUAGAAAUUCGCGUACACUUGCUACUGAGAUUGAAGAAGAAGGUGCGCGCACAUACAUUUAUGCACCGUCCAUCAGUUGUAGUAUAGUUCUUAGUCGCGUACAGCCGACUCCCGCGUGUUCUCACCCAGAAUAUCAUCGCCAUCCCGUUUUCUGAGUAAUAUAUAUGUUUAACUCCGCGAGUGUUUCGUUUUUAGUGCGCUCGUCGAGAAGUAUUUUAGCAUAGUGUAAUAUAAAUUACAAUAUAUACAUAUAUGGCAGUGCGGGUGUCAGCGAUGGAUACUGUACGGGCCGGAAGUGCCCCGAAUUUAACCGCUUACAUUGAAAUGGACCGAUUAAACGGGAUAUCAAAAUCUGAAAAACUCACUCAAAGACGGGCCAAACAACAACAGCAGGAUGUUUCGCAGGACGUCAACAGCGACAACCGCACGGUUAGCGAAUCGUCUAAUAGCGAAUACUUUACCAAAAGUAUGUUGUGCAUUCAAGAAGAACUUGGAAAUUUAAAAGACAAAGAACCCAUCAAAGAUAAUGCUGUUGGGAUCAAUAAAUUGGAAUCUGAUGUUUUAAAACCUAGCGGCUGGUUUGAUGGAUUGUUAGGAUGCUUAAAACCAAUGUUGGGAAUCAUGGGAAAAGGAAACAGUCAUGAUAUUAAGUCUUAUCAAGAUAACUGGGAUAUUCCAUUUGAAUCGAUUAGUGAUUUGCAAUGGUUAGGUUCGGGAGCCCAAGGUGCUGUAUUCAGUGGAAAAUUAAAAAAUGAAAUUGUAGCAGUAAAAAAAGUACGUGAACAAAAAGAAACAGACAUUAGACAUUUGAGAAAACUGAAUCAUCCUAACAUUGUACAAUUUAGGGGUGUAUGUACUCAAGCUCCUUGUUACUGCAUAGUGAUGGAAUAUUGUCCAUAUGGACCACUUUAUAAUUUGCUUAGAGAUGGUGAAGAAAUACCACCUAUACGAUUAGUAUCGUGGGCCAAACAAAUUGCAUCUGGUAUGCAUUAUUUACAUGUGAACAAAAUAAUUCAUAGAGAUCUUAAAAGUCCUAAUGUCUUGAUUGGUCGUCAAGAAAUGGUGAAAAUCAGUGAUUUUGGUACAAGCCGAGAGUGGAAUGAGAUAAGCACUAAAAUGAGUUUUGCUGGUACUGUAGCCUGGAUGGCUCCUGAAAUCAUUAGAAAUGAACCAUGUUCAGAAAAAGUUGAUAUUUGGUCAUUUGGUGUGGUUUUAUGGGAACUUAUGACUUGUGAAACACCAUACAAAGAUGUAGAUUCUUCAGCUAUUAUAUGGGGUGUAGGUAGUAAUUCUUUACAUUUACCAAUACCUUCAUCAUGUCCAGAUGGUUUUAGAUUGUUAAUUAAACAAUGUUGGGCAGCUAAACCACGUAAUAGACCAUCUUUUAAACACAUAAUGAUGCAUCUAGACAUUGCUAGUUCUCAAGUGCUAGCAAGUACACCCGAUGAAUACUUUAAAACACAGGCUCAAUGGAAGAAAGAAAUACAGAUACACAUGUUACAAAUGCAGACUAAUGGAAGCCAUAUUCCCAAAUUUGAAGAGGAUCUUAUUAAAAAAAGAAAAAAUGAGUUGAAACAUGCACAAGAUAUUAGGGAACAUUAUGAGAGAAAAUUAGAACGUGCUAAUAAUCUUUACUUGGAGCUAAGUGCUGUGUUACUACAAUUAGAACAACGAGAAAAUGAUUUAAUUAGAAGAGAAAAACAAAUGUCUAAAGUGUACAAAAAACGACUUAUAAGACCAUUAUUAAAAGCUCAAGAUAAAUUGAACAAACAAAAUAAAUCUGAUUCAACUACUACAUCACCAUCAUCACCAGAAAGACUUUGUCAAAAAUUUGACUCGCAUUUAACCAAAGCUACACUUUACGCUCAAGUUAGUAGCAAUUCAAAUAAACCAGAAUCAAUUGUUGUUACACCAAAACAAAAUCAACGAAAAACACGACCUAGGAAAGCUCAGAUUAUAUGCUCAAUUGUAAAAAAUAAAAAGUAUAAUACAACAAAAGAAACUAAUUGGAAGAACAGUCACCAAAUAAACACUAAUAAAGUCAAUAGUGAAACACAGACCGAAACUAUUGAUUCAGGACUUCAUCAAGAUAUACUCAAUGGUAACAUGUCUGAUUCUGCGCAUUCACAGGGUGAAGAUAGUUCAUGUAGCAGUGGAGUAAGACUGAGUGAUGAUGAACAUUUGGAUAGACUAGGCAGACAAGUAAAUGAAAUACUUAACAAUAACAGACCUUCCAACAUGACCGAUUUAUCAGAUUAUUAUCAGGAUACUGAGUCUAUUUCUAAUAACUUCAACCUUAGGAGGAAAAGUGCUGGUCGGCGACCAAUUGGACCUGGUUUACGAGUACGUCGUUACAGAAUGACACAAUAUUGUCAAGAGCCAAAUGGAAAUUCUUUUUCAUUAAGUUCUUCAACAGAAAAGCAUGAUUUCUUAGAGGCAGAAAGUUCAACAUCAGAUUCUGACAUGAAAGACAUUGAUCUAGAUCCGAGUUUUUAUAAUGUAUCUAAUCAGUUUCCAGUUUAAUACCGUGUAUAAAACCAAAAGAUUGUACUAUGUCUACAAUUUUUGAUUUAAUUAUUUUAUUACCAUUUAAUAAUACCAGUCCAAACAUUAUAUUUUUUUCAUAACAAUGUCAAAUUUAGUUUCAAUGCUAUCACAUCUAAAAUUUCACAAUUUUUUAUUUUAAAUUUUUUUAACUAUCUUGCAUAUCUUAAUCUAACAUUUUUUUUUGUCAUA